CAUCACUGUUCAGACUCUCUGCUCGGCUGCAGCCUCAUGGACAGGCUUCCAAGAACGAGAUCCUGCGCUCUCGGUUCCUGGGCUAUUUACCCGAUGGCAUAAAUACGCGCUGCCAGCGAUGCUUAUGCUCGCCACCCCCGGUCCCCCCUCCAACGGUCAUCAUCAUCUCCAGCCAUGCACGCCCGGACUCUGCUGCCUCUCCUCUCCGCCUUUGCCGGGCUCUCCCGCGCAGAGCGACCGCAGCACACGGCGCGGGGAGUGCAGACCACGGCCUCCGUCUCCGGCAUCCCCGUCUUCCCCGUCAUCAACUACGGCCUCCUGUGCGAGCUGUCCUUCCUCGAGGACAUCUGCGCCCGCAUCCUCGCGCCCAGCCGCCAAGUCGUCACUCCGCUCGGGCUCGCGCAGGGCGUUUCGGACGGCGCGGGCAGCGGAGUGAACCGUUUCGUGGUCAAGUACGCAUCGGCAUCGCGGUGGGCCGCACCGACCGUGACUACCCAGUGGCAGCUUCCGAAUGGAUCGCGCAAUGCGUCGGCCCUCCCGCUCGCGUGCCCGCAGGACAACGUCGACCCCUCGUCCUACACGGAGGACUGCCUGUCCAUCAUCCUCUUCGUGCCGACCGCGCUGCUGCCCUCCAGCAACGUUCCCACGCUCAUGUGGAUCCACGGCGGAUCCUUCAUCACCGGGUCGGCCACCAACCCCGGUCUUGACGGCUCCAAGUUGGCUGUUGCGACCAACUCGAUCGUCGCUGUGAUUCAGUACCGUCUGGGCGCGCUUGGUUUCAUGGCCCCCAGCGGGGCGACUAAUCUCGGGCUGCAGGACACGAUCGCCGCGAUGAAGUUCUUGGCCAAGGUCGUGCCCUCAUUCGGCGGAAACGCGAAAAAGAUCACCGUUGCCGGACAGAGCAGUGGCGCUGGCAUGAUCCGGGCGCUGCUGGCGACUCCGUCGGCUUCGUCACUGUUCCAGAGCGCGAUUCUGCAGUCGGAUCCCAUGAACUACGGGUUCCUGAACGCGUCGACGCAAACGUUGCUGCAGCAGACGUACAACAGCCUGAUCAACUGCUCGCCGACCGACGUCAAAUGCCAGAACGCACUUGCUAUCCAGGACAUAUUGGAUGCACAAGACACGCUCUCAAACGAGUCCGUCGUGCUCGAUGCGUCCACGGGCAUAGCCGAGCCGAUCCGCCCUGUGCGAGACGGCGCGCUGAUCACGACCCCGCUGGACUCCACCGCGCCGUUCCCCGCGGUGACCAAGCCGAUUCUGCUGACCAACGUGCGCAACGAGGCGGGCCCGACGAUCUACCUCCAGUUCCAGGCCGUCACGCCCGAGGUCGCGUUCCAGCCGACGCUCUCCGCGCUGCUCGGCCCGUCGCGCGCGGCGACGAUCGACGCGUCCGGGUUCUACAACACGUCCGUCGACGACGCGCGCCAGCCGCUCGAGAGCAUGGGCACGGACUACAUGUGGCGCUGCCCGACGUGGACGUUCGCGCGCAACUGGGUCGGCCACGGCGGGAAGGCGUUCGUCGGCCUGUACAUGACCGGCGCGACGUACCCGUUCAACGCCGACGUCCCGUUCUGCCUCGAGCCGGGCUCCGUCUGCCACCAGGACGACAUCGAGAUCGUCUUCGGCACUGUGCCGAGCCCGUCUCCCGCCCAGGCCGCGCUGACCGCCGAGAUGCAGGCCCGGUACAAGGCAUUCUUAAACACCGGCUCGCCGAACGUCAAGGGCCUGAUGCCGUGGACUGCGGCGACGACCGGCAACGUGCAUGCGCACCAGCUGGGCGGCCUGCCCUCUCCCAGCGGCGAGAUUGCCCCCGGGGCGUGCGACCCUGCCUUUUGGGGCGCCGCUGUCCCUUACGACUACCAGGUCUUUGGAAUCUAAUCCCUUAUCUUGUAGCUUAUAUUCAAUAAACCCUCCCGCGUGACUCCUUUUUGUAGCAUAGCUUCCUUGUAGCCUGCAUCUCGCCAGUAUCCUAAUAAUAGUAGUUGUUUCUUAACAUCUGCGUGAUGAGUUGACAAAAU
Molecule: messenger RNA, 2018 nt
Organism: Mycena citricolor
Lineage: Eukaryota; Fungi; Basidiomycota; Agaricomycetes; Agaricales; Mycenaceae
Source: the annotation of a GenBank genome assembly